GAGCGAGGCUUUUCAAACGAGUCGGGGGAGUGUCCCCAAGUAAAGGGACCUCCCUGCUGAUCGUAUUAAGGCCUCCUUCGACAGCAAAGUUUAAGCCAGGAAAUAUCCCAGUAAUGGAUCCGUUUUUGGAUCUGCUGAAUUCGAUUUCGAGGAGCAUUUCUCCAGAGGAGCUUUCCAAUGUCAAAUUUCUUUGCCGGGAUCACAUCGGUAAAAAAAAGCUCCAGGCUGUGAAAAGUGGCAAUGAGCUCUUCGACAUUCUCCUGGAACAGGAAAUAAUUACACGGAACAAAGUAGAAUUCUUAAAGUACAUGCUCAAAAGCCUGAAAAGAGAAGAUCUACAAACUUUGCUGGGCCAGUUUGAGGAAGGUGCAAGUGGUGAUCGGGAUAAUCAGCUGGAUAGUCAAGAAAAAUGUAAGCUGGACAGAGCUUUUGAAAUCGUAUGUGAAAAUGUUGGAAAAAACUGGAGAAUGCUGGUUCGAAAACUUGGCAUUUCAGAAGCCAAAAUAGAUAGAAUCAUAACUGCCAGUCCAUGCAACUUGCAUGAACAACUGAUGCAAUCACUUCUAGAGUGGCGGAAAUCAAAAGGGAAGGAAGCAAAGGCCGACGAUGUAAUAAAAGCCCUCAGGGACUGUCAUAUGAACCUAGCAGCAGACUAUGUUGAAGAAGGUUUGCAACUAGAAAUUUGAAACUCAGUAAAAUCAGUGGAAACAGAUUGUUACUAUGACAUUAAAUUGAACAUUAUAAAAAAUUAGCUGUUAUGGAAAUGUGGUGCCUUUGGCUGCAACAGACAAACUUGAAGAGCUGCACUUGCACUUAAACUUGCUUAUAAACUUGCUUGGUUCUUUAA
Molecule: messenger RNA, 847 nt
Organism: Rhineura floridana
Lineage: Eukaryota; Metazoa; Chordata; Lepidosauria; Squamata; Rhineuridae
Gene: FADD
Product: Fas associated via death domain
Exons: 3
Coding region: 114-686 (190 amino acids)
Biological process (GO): regulation of apoptotic process; signal transduction
Molecular function (GO): protein binding
Source: RefSeq, a predicted model, not a curated record